This is a messenger RNA of Sphaerulina musiva SO2202, 2146 nucleotides long. Its product is annotated as histone-fold-containing protein. Lineage: Eukaryota; Fungi; Ascomycota; Dothideomycetes; Mycosphaerellales; Mycosphaerellaceae. Gene Ontology annotation, biological process: positive regulation of transcription by RNA polymerase II; transcription by RNA polymerase II; negative regulation of transcription by RNA polymerase II. The record is from RefSeq and is a predicted model, not a curated record. Gene Ontology annotation, molecular function: RNA polymerase II general transcription initiation factor activity; protein heterodimerization activity; transcription corepressor activity. Gene Ontology annotation, cellular component: nucleus; negative cofactor 2 complex. The transcript has a single exon. The coding region runs from base 292 to 1299 and encodes 335 amino acids.
GUUGCUCUCAUCCCGCCCGCCGCGCUUUGCAUCCCACUCGCCGCGCCUCGGCCCCACCUGAGGUAUCCACUUCCACCUACCUUACCCACCCACCUGCACGCGGCUGGCAUUGGCACGCGAAUGGUUGCUGUUUGCAAACCAUCACAACAACGAGACCUACUUACCCUACCUUAGGACUUACCGCUACCUACAACACGAACGCGUCGCGAGAAUAUCGGCUGGGCUGAGCGUGACGCGUGUCGAGUGGACGCGCGGAUUGUGGAUUCCCUUCCUUCGACAAACACCGUCACCAUGGCUUACCGGCCGCAGUCACCUGACCUGGCAGGCCUGAUCGCAGAGCCGUCCGGCGGCGGCUAUCUGCCGACCAGUCCACAGCUCCAUGCAGGUGUCGGGGAAAUUCCCGUUAUUCCACCCUCGACGUCCUUUUCGCAUCAUCAUCAACAACACUUCCAACUCCCACAUCAACAACAACAACAACAGCAGCAGUAUCAGCAACAACACCACCACCACCAACAACAACAACAACAGUACCACCACAAUCUCCUCCACAAUCUCCACCACCAACACCAACAACAACAUCAACUCCUCGUGGGCCACCCUGCAAACGACUUCUCCAACUACCAUCCACCAGUCACUUCUGCUCCACAGACAUCGCCGCCCUACCAUCAUCCGCAAUACCAGCCAGCACCCCCAAUGCCACCCUCGACGCGCCGAAAGCAAGUCAACUAUGCAGAGCCGAACGACGACGAUGACGAAUUCAUGCCCGAUGCGCCUGCGCCCAAGAAAUCCAGACGUGUCAAACAGGAGCUGCCCGACCAAUUCCAGAAUGGCCAAUUCGAGCCCAUACUCGCUCCUGCACCCAUCAAGUGCGAAGGCACCAUCAAGAAAGAGGUCAACGGCGACCCCACAUUGGGCUGCCAGCUCAAGACAUCCUUCCCCGUGGCACGCAUCAAGCGCAUUAUGCAAGCAGACGAGGACAUUGGCAAAGUCGCCCAGGUGACGCCCACCGUCGUCAGCCGAGCAUUGGAGCUGUUCAUGAUUAAGCUCAUCUCCGCCGCUGCACACGAAGCGAGGGGGCCCGAAGCUGCAAAUGGAACAACAAAAGGGCCGCGCCGGGUCCUGGCUCAGCACUUGAAAAGAGCAAUACAAGCGGACGAGCAGCUGGACUUUUUGGAAGAGCUGACUUCAAAGGUGCCCGAUGCGCCCGUGAAAGCCAAGAAAGAGGCUGCCAGUGAUUCAGAGGAUGCCAAGCCCAAGAGAAAGGGGAAAAAGCGCAAGGACUCGGGCGAUGACUUCUGAAAGAUACGUGCAUGUCGGCAGAGGUGCCGACCGAUGAUGUAUCCUACUGGGUAGCGCGACUGCUGCUAUUGGUGUCAAAGGGGGACUCGGCUCUACCCAUGUCAAGGCGCAGUGCCGUAGCUGCGGCAGAUGUCUACCAAAAGAUGGCAGUCGCCAGAAGCAUGCGCUGGGCGGCUUCGUCACAGAGAGCAUUUCCUGCUUUGCUGAGUCGAAGAUGAGAGAUUGAUGCACCUGAGGACGAGAAACGAAUGCAGGUGACGAGGAACGGAUGCAUGCGAGGAUGAGAGACUGGGAUGGGUCGCAUUGCUGAGCUAGCACCACCACCACCAUCACCACAAGUAUGACGAACGACAUCAUGACCGGGCCUGCCAGAUGGUUGAGACUGCUUCCGCAUUGAUGAUGCCGCGAUGGAAACCUGCUGCAAUUGUCACGAUCGCUCGAGAUGUGACACACGGUUGAGUCUCCGUUCGAAUAGUGGGGUCCCACGUUCUCGAGGUCGUGUGCACUGCAAGUGUAAGCCCAUGGAGAAUACCUCGCUGCUGCCGGGUGGUUGUGCGCAGCAGUUCUGUAUCGAGGAGCGUAGCGGCACAGCUCAUGUGAGGGGCGAUACUGAUGAGUAUCUCGCUGGCAAGAAUUAGGUCCUAUCAUGUUCAUAGUAUGGCUCGCGUGACCAUGCCUCACUCCUUUAUAGUGUGGAGUCUGUUCGAUCCUCCUCUCGCCCGUCCCCACCACCUCUCUGUCAUUGCUCUUCCCACUGGUCGACACUCUACCUGCUGCCAGAUUGUCAGUCGAUACAUGUCCUUGAGACCACUCGGCGAGACUCGUCCCCCGGGAUGGACCAAUCCCC